Molecule: messenger RNA, 1958 nt
Organism: Mandrillus leucophaeus (drill)
Lineage: Eukaryota; Metazoa; Chordata; Mammalia; Primates; Cercopithecidae
Gene: LBP
Product: lipopolysaccharide binding protein
Exons: 15
Coding region: 156-1601 (481 amino acids)
Biological process (GO): macrophage activation involved in immune response; positive regulation of macrophage activation; lipopolysaccharide-mediated signaling pathway
Molecular function (GO): lipopolysaccharide binding
Source: RefSeq, a predicted model, not a curated record
GCAAGCAAGUUCCAGUCCCUGUGCCUCCCCUUCCCGCUCCCAGGAGCCCACCCACCCUCAGGAACUGCCCCCAGCCAUCAGACCUUGGCCACUUAAGGGACCUGGGCCCAGUCCACAGCUGGGACAGUCCCAGCCCACUGCACUGGGAAUCUAGGAUGGGGGCCUUGGCCGGGGCCCUGCCGUCCAUACUGCUGGCGUUGCUGCUCACGUCCACCCCAGAGGCUCUGGGUGCCAACCCUGGCCUGGUCGCCAGGAUCACCGACAAGGGACUGGAGUAUGCGGCCCAGGAGGGGCUAUUGGCUCUGCAGAGUGAGCUGCUCAGGAUCACGCUGCCUGACUUCACCGGGGACGUCAGGAUCCCCCACGCCGGCCGUGGGAGCUAUGAGUUCCGCAGCCUGAAUAUCCACAGCUGUGAGCUGCGUCACUCUGCACUGAGGCCUGUCCCCAGCCAGGGCCUGAGUCUCAGCAUCUCCGACUCCUUCAUCCGGGUCCGGGGCAGGUGGAAGGUGCGCAAGUCAUUCUUGAAACUACAAGGCUCCUUUGAUGUGAGUGUCAAGGGCAUCAGCAUUUCAGUCAACCUUCUGUUGGGCAGCGAGUCCUCAGGGAGGCCCACAGUUACUGCCUCCAGCUGCAGCAGCGACAUCGAUGACGUGGAGGUGGACAUGUCGGGAGACUUGGGGUGGCUGUUGAAUCUCUUCCACAACCAGAUCGAAUCCAAGUUCCAGAAAGUACUGAAGAGCAGGAUUUGCGAAAUGAUCCAGAAAUCGGCGUCCUCCGAUCUACAGCCUUAUCUCCAAACUCUGCCAGUUACAACAGAGAUUGACAGUUUCGCUGGCAUUGAUUAUAGCUUAGUGGAAGCCCCUCGGGCAACAGCCCAGAUGCUGGAGGUGAUGUUUAAGGGUGAAAUCUUUCAUCGUAACCACCGUUCCCCAGUUACCCUCCUUGCUCCAGUCAUAAACCUUCCCGAGGAACAUAACAAAAUAGUCUACUUCGCCGUCUCGGAUUAUGUCUUCAACACGGCCAGCCUGGUUUAUCACGAGGAAGGGUAUCUGAACUUCUCCAUCACAGAUGACAUGAUACCGCCUGACUCUAAUAUCCGACUGACCACCAAGUCCUUUCGACCCUUCGUCCCACGGUUAGCCAGGCUCUACCCCAACAUGAACUUGGAGCUCCAGGGAUCAGUGCCCUCUCCUCCGCUCCUGAACUUCAGCCCUGGGAAUCUGUCUGUGAACCCCUAUAUGGAGAUAGACGCCUUUGUGCUGCUGCCCAGCUCCAGCAAGGAGCCUGUCUUCCGACUCACUGUGGCCACUAAUGUGUCCGCCAUCUUGACCUUCAAUACCAGCAAGAUCACUGGGUUCCUGCAGCCAGGAAAGGUAAAAGUGGAACUGAAAGAAUCCAAAGUUGGACUAUUCAAUGCGGAGCUGUUGGAAGCACUCCUCAACUACUACAUCCUCAACACCCUCUACCCCAAAUUCAACGAUAAGUUGGCCGAAGGCUUCCCCAUUCCUCUGCUGAAGCGUGUUCAGCUCUACGACCUCGGACUCCAGAUCCAUAAGGACUUCCUGUUCUUGGGUGCCAACGUCCAAUACAUGAGAGUUUGAGGACAAGAAAGAUGAAGCUUGGAGGCCACAUCUGGAUCUGCAUGUUGCAUUUCCAGCUGUGCAGCACGUCUCAGAUAUUCUUGAAGAAUGAAGACAUUUCUGCUCUCAGCUCCGGGGAUGAGGACUGCCUGGCCUCUGCCUCCACCCUCCUCCUCUUCACCAGGUGCAUGCAUGCUAUCUCUGAGUCUGGACUUUGCUUUCCCCUCCAGGAGGGACCACCUUCCCCAACUGGCCUGGGAUAUCUUUACAAGCAGGCACUGUAAUUUUUUUUUUUUUUUUUUUUUUUUGCCGUCUGAUCCCCAUGCCUAGCAGAGUGCUGGCACUUAGUAGGUCCUCAAUAAAUAUUUAUUAGAUGAU